Molecule: messenger RNA, 5295 nt
Organism: Lethenteron reissneri (Far Eastern brook lamprey)
Lineage: Eukaryota; Metazoa; Chordata; Hyperoartia; Petromyzontiformes; Petromyzontidae
Product: connector enhancer of kinase suppressor of ras 2-like
Molecular function (GO): protein binding
Source: RefSeq, a predicted model, not a curated record
GCAAUUACAGUCAACUCGAUGGGGGUUGUUGGCCAAACAUCCCAAUGCUGUAAAAUUACACUCCAAGUAACUGAGUGAGGCUUUCCUGGGUAAUCAAGCAUACAAAUAUAUAUAAAUGUCCUUUUACUAUAUAAAUACGCAUGGUUAGAUAAUGUGUUUCGCGUGCUUAGCGUUAUUACCCAUCAUUAAGAACUUGAGAUUCCUGAAUAUAUUUUUUUUACAAAGGGUGAGCACUUUGACGUGAAGUGCACGUAGUUUCCCUCGUUCUGCACGGUAGUAGGAGUAGAUGAUGCCUUCCAAAGAACAAUGGCGCACAAAGCGAACCCGCUCGGCAUCAUGGAGCGCAUAGUCACCCAACCCACAAUGCACAGCACAAGGUUUUCUGAGGCCGAGGAGUUCGCGGCAGCGCACAACGCCGUCGUGCAGCUUUGCCUGCAGCUCUCCAAGGUCACACGCCAGGUCAGCGCUUCCAAAACGCCCGGCGGCCAGCAACAAACGGCACCAUUGAAGAACUGCACGAUUGAAGAAAUCGAAGAGAAGAUUUUACACGUGGGCUCCAGGCUGCAGCAGGUUUGCGAGAAGACGAUCCUGCAGUCGACACACCGCGACCUGCAGAGGGGAGCCCGGCUCGUGGCCGCCAGGCUGGACGUGCGAAGCCCCGAGGAGGGCCUGGGCCUCUACCUGAAAACAACCCCGGAAGGCAUGCACGUGGUCACGGGGGUGGUGGAGAAUUCCCCAGCUGACCUCUCCGGCAACAUUCACGACGGCGAUGAAUUAAUCGCGGUCGACCGGCAGACGGUGGUCGGCUGGGAGAUGCAGAACGUGGUGAGGGUCUUGAAGCAGGACCCGAGUGGCGUAGAGGUCACCCUCAAGACUCAUCCCCCCUUCGCCGGCGAGCCGCAACCGCCGCAGCCGCCACAACCGCCGCAACCGGCAACCGCCACCGCCGAUCAACAGCACGCGACCUCCGACUCGGCCGCCCCCGCCGCCGUGACCUCCGACCCGGCGGCGUGUCCACACAAGGGCCAGAGGAUCAGAAGACAAAAGCCUUUGGAUCGCAAUGCCAAGGUGAAGGUCGUGGUCGAUCCCGCUCACCACGCGCAGCCCGAGGGGGGGGGCGGAGGGGGGCGGGACGGUGACGACACACCCGUGGACGCUCUCCCGCUGCCGCUGCCGUGUCUCCCUCCGUGCUCGAGCAAUGGCGCUGACGGAGACCCACGGGCGGGGACGGCGGUGCGGGACGGCGACGCGGCAGUGACCGCCGUCGCCGCCACCGUCACCGCCAUCGUCGCUGCCAUCCCCACCGUCACCCCCACCGCCACCCCCACCGCCACCGUCACUGCCAUCCCCACCGCCACCCCCACCGCCACCGUCACCGCCAUCCCCACCGUCACCCCCACCGCCACUCCCACCGCCAUCGUCACUGCCACCCCCACCGCCAUCGUCGCUGCCAUCCUCACCGCUACCCCCACUGCCACCAUCACUGCCACCCCCACCACCAUCGUUGCUGCCAUCCCCACUGCCAUCCCCACCGCCACCCCCACCGCCAUCGUCACUGCCACCCCCACCGCCAUCGUCACUGCUAUCCCCAUCGUCACCCCCACCGCCACCCCCACCACCAUCGUCGCCGCUACCCCCACCGUCACCCCUACCGCCAUCCCCGCCAUCCCCACCGCCAUCGUCGCCGCCACCAUCACUGCCAUCCCCACCGCCACCGUCACUGCCACCGCCACUGUUGCUGCCACCCCCACCGCCACCGCCACCCCCACCACCACCGUCACUGUCAUUCCCACCACCACCCUCUCCCCCACCGCCAACCUCACCCCCACCGCCACCGCGGGGGUUCCUGCUCACCCGCCAAGUCCGCCGAGGGCCGACCGAAAGCGGUGCCGGCACGAGCGUGGCCGAAGUCGCUCGUUCAGCCGCGGCGCUGCGCCGGACGGAGCGUCUACCGGGGCCCGGGAUGGAGACCGGGGAGGGGGCGUCGGCUGCGGAGGCUGCGGCGGCGACGGUGGCGGUAGUGCCCGUGACCACGGCCUCACCCACCACCAGUCACUGCCAGCUGACUUCAGGAUGCCGGGGAACAUUCUGGAACACGAAGGAGCUUCAGACGGCACGAGACCCGGGCCCGCGGAACGCCACGGCGUGGUCGCCCCGGGCCUAGCGUCGGAGGCGUCCGUCGGCCCUGAAGGGCGAGGAACGGCGGAUGAAACUGCCGGAGCUGACAACGAUCGUUCAGUGUCACGGCAAAACGCGGAGAGAACACCGAAGACACCGGCGGCAGCGGAAAUCUUGCCCUCGGUCCUGCGGCCUCUCUCUGGAACCGCCGAAGCCUUUGCUGCCAACAAUGUUCACAUGAGGAACAAGAACCACAUCAAGGGAAAAGCCACCAAGAUGAGCAGGCGCCGCAUUUCCUGCAAGGACCUCGGGGCGGGCGACCUGGAGGGCUGGGUGUGGAAAAAGAAGCAGAUCAAGAGCUUCUUCAAGCCGUCCUGGAACAGGUUCUGGUUCGUGCUGCAGCGGUCGUCCGUCUACUGGUACACGCACCGCAACGACCUGAAGGCCGACGGGUACGUCAACCUGCAGGGCUUCAAGGUCGAGCGGGCGUUGGAGAGCCGCAAGAAGUUUGCAUUCAAGGCCACCCACCCGAGCAUCAUGCCCCUGUACUUCGCCACCGACAGCGCCGAGGAUAUGUACAGGUGGAUCGAGAAGCUCCGCAUCGUGGCCAUCGCCAGCCCGUCCACGGAGAGGCAGGACCAAGCCGCGGACGUGAGCGAGAGCGAGGACGACUCCGAGGAGGGCUCUGCCUACGGCUCCCUCCGCAGCUCCUCCUCCGUUCUGCGCGCCCCCUCCCUGCCCGUGCUCAAUAUGCCCACGGGCCCCGUCAAGUUCCGGCACCCGUCGUGCGAGAGGCUGUGCCCCCUAGCAUCCCCGGCGCCCAGCCUCUCCUGCCAGCAGCUGCAGUGGGAUUCGCCGCCAGCUGCCCCAGCCGGCAACGUCACCACCACAGGCACCGCCACCACCGGCACCGCCGUGGCCCUGCGUUCCCCGGCCGCCGACCGCCGCUCACUCGCCGUUUCCCCGACGCCGUCGUUCCUCCGCCGCUCCUGGCAGGCGCUCUUCGGCGGCCACUGUGAACCGGAGCUCGCCGGCGUGGGGGCCGGCGCCACGCAGAACGACCACGCCGGCGGCGGCGGCCCCAGCGACGAGCAGAAGCGGCAGCGGCAGCAGCAGCGGCAGCAGGGCCACGCGCGGUCAGCUAGCGACGCGGAGCCGACGCCGAAGGCGGGCGCCGGGCGGACGGACGACGACGAAGGCGGAGAGAGGCCGAUCGGCGCCCGCCGGAAUUCCUGGCAGGGCCACGGGCCGGGGGCGGCCGCGGGGGCCGGGGUCGCCCGCGGGCGGCCGGAGAUCGACGCCGUGGCGGGCGGAGGAGGAGGCUGGAGGGUGGGCUCGCUGCCGGAUCUUCAGUCGCGGCAUUCCGCGGCGUCGCGCGACGGAGGACGCCGAUCGUGCGCCGCCGAGGUCGCGUCGCCGGUCGGGGACGAAGUGGCGGGCGACGACAGCUGGGACGAGCUGUACCACUCGCUGUCGCGGGCGCACCUUUUCCCGCACGGCGCCGAGCGCAAGGAGCGCAGCGCCAGCCAGCUGCGGCAGUCCUUCACUCGCCGCUGCCGCAACCCCGACAUCAACCAGAGGCUGCUGAGGCUGCAGGCGCUGCACCGCACGCUGCAGGCCCGGGAGGCGGAGCUGCGCACGAUCGAGACGCUGCUGAGCGCGGGCGCGGAGAUGAGCGCCGGCGGCUUCCGCGAGUGGAAGGAGCAGCACGGGGAGCACAUCCUGUCGCCGGAGCCCGCCGACACGGCCAACUGGCUCAGCGUCAUCGAGGGCCAGACGCGGCCUACCUCCCCCGGGCCUUCGCGGACCAUCACCGAGACGGAAAUCUAGACUGCUCCGUCGGCCGUGUGCCGCGUGCCACGCGCUGGCACCCUCCCGUCCGAUGCUGCGGCUUUCGACACAUGUGUAUAUAUUUGUUUGUCCGUGCGUACGCAUCGUACCGCGCAGGGACAGCUUCUACUGGGAGGGAGGGGAGCGGCGGUCGGAUAAGUGGCGUUGUGCUGUAUGACGAGAACCCCCUCCUUGAAGCGGCUCAGCGGAUGUGCGGCAUCCAGGUGAAUAACGGACAACGCCCGCCCCCCCGUAAUGUGUCCAUUUGGAGUUUGGACAUCUUAAGCACCUCCUGUAUUUUAUGCUGGAAAAAGGGUGGAGCCUUUUUUUUUCUUUUUUCAAUUUUUAAACCAUUCAAUUAAUGAAAGUCGCGAACAAUUCAGUCCAUCUGGUAUUCACGCCUGGCGCUCUUGCCGCGUGGGGCACUCGCAAAAACAGGCCGCUGCCGUGUUUCCGCACCUCCCAAUAGCACGGUUGGUUGGCCAUGUACGGUGUGAAAGAAGUUCAACCUACGUAUGUACGUUUAACAGAUGUAGGCUGCAGUAGUGGAGGGGAGCGAUGCUGCUGCUGCUACUGCUGCUGCGUGUGGGCGAUCCCGGUGGAGUAAUUUGCAGUGUAAUCUUUUUAUUUGGGGGGGGCGGGGGGCGGGAAGCAUUUGCCAAAUUUGGACUGUCACGCCGGGACACUCAACGAAUGACGUAGCGCGACCUUUAGCGUCCAUCUGUACGGUCAACACACACACACCGCGCGGUUCACCGGCGGCGGCCCACCGGAUUCGAGCCGCGUCACCGCCGCCACCAGCAACGAUCGAGGAGCGGCGCGACUCCCGGACUCGACGCGGCGUCGCUGGCGCGGCGACGCGCGAAGAAUGUUGUCGUCCGUCUCAAAUCACGGACUGGGCGGUGGGACGACGAUGACGACGAUGACGACGAUGACGACGGCGCCGCUCUACGACGACUGGCGGCGUCGUCUCAACGCGACGCGCCUCGCCGCUGUCGGCGGAAGGAAGGGGGGGGACAGCUCCAGAGCUGUUGUUGCUGUGAAGCCUUUUGAAAAUGUUUUUAUUGUAUUAUUAUUCAUAUUUACCAUCGGAUCUUCCGUAUUCAGGUUGCCGUCGCCACUGAUAAAUUCAAGCCUCGAGCACGAUGUACCGUUGUUUUUUUGUUUAUGUUUUUGUUCUUUGGAGAGACUGCACUGAGAAUUGUUUUUGCUGUUUGCGUGCCGAGGUUUUUUUGAUGCGCGUUGGUGACUUGCUUCGCCGCCUCUAAGAAGUCGUUCUUAGAACGUCAAAAAAAAUAAGACUCCAUCCAUCUCGACGAUUUCGUGGCAAAUGUUUUAUUGCAAUUU